This is a messenger RNA of Oryza sativa Japonica Group (Japanese rice), 1625 nucleotides long. The record is from RefSeq and is a predicted model, not a curated record. NCBI's taxonomy places the organism in Eukaryota, Viridiplantae, Streptophyta, Magnoliopsida, Poales, Poaceae.
CAGUGACAAAUUGUUGAGCUAAAUUGUGUCCUUCGCACGGAACGAAAGGGCCACGAAAGAGAACAUUGAAGACAUAUGUACCUUUCUCCACAUUUUCUAAAGAGAAACAAGAUUCUCAAUGACAUGCUGCUAAAUGGUGUGGCUGCUAACAAUCGUUCUCCCUCUCCUCUAUUAUGGCUGCUGCUACUACUUCCCUUUCAACAAACAGUGCAUGAUUCUUUUCAACAGUACAGGCGUUUCAUCCAGCCGCCUAUAUCUCCAAAUAUCUUCCGUUAAACAGUCAUUUGUACUAGUAAACUGAACCCAAAAAAACAGCACGCACUAGCACAGAGGCCUCUAGCAGCCAGCUACUCCAGUCUUGUUGCCACGAGGCAAAAUUAUCGUCCUAAUAAACAAAAACAAAAGGGAGGAAAGAACUUGACCUUCUCCAUCAUCAGUGACGACCAUGCUCGCGACAUCAACCGAUCAGCUUGGUUCGAAGAACGCUCUCAUUACCAUCAAGCUGGCCAGGUUCAUCGGUACAAGUCUGUCAUAUCCGGCUAUAUAACGCCAUGGCCAGAGUCGUAUAACGUCAUAAGCAAACCAAACAAAAAAACCUCACCAUCAUCGACCCACUUGUUCCUAGCGAUCUAGAACGAGAGACUUGGCAAUGGCGGGAAGCGGCGAGCUGAAGCUGCUGGGCGUUUGGAGCAGCCCGUACGCGAUCAGGGUCCGCGUCGUCCUCAACCUCAAGUCGCUGCCGUACGAGUACGUGGAGGAGAACCUGGGCGACAAGAGCGACCUCCUCCUCGCCUCCAACCCGGUGCACAAGAGCGUCCCCGUCCUGCUCCACGCCGGCCGGCCGGUGAACGAGUCGCAGGUCAUCGUGCAGUACAUCGACGAGGUCUGGCCGGGCGGCGCCGGGGGACGCCCGUCCGUGAUGCCCUCUGACCCCUACGAGCGCGCGGUGGCGCGCUUCUGGGCCGCCUACGUCGACGACAAGGUCCGGCCGGCGUGGCUGGCCAUCCUGUUCGGGAGCAAGACGGAGGAGGAGAGGGCGGCGGCGGUGGCGCAGGCCGUGGCGGCGCUGGAGACGCUAGAGGGCGCGUUCGGGGAGUGCUCCAAGGGGAAGCCGUUCUUCGGCGGCGACGGCGUCGGGUUCGUCGACGUCGUGCUCGGCGGCUACCUCGGGUGGUUCACGGCGAUCGACAAGCUGAUCGGUCGCAGGCUGAUUGACCCGGCGAGGACGCCGGCGCUGGCCGCGUGGGAGGAGCGGUUCCGCGCCACCGACGCGGCCAAGGGAGUCGUGCCGGAUGACGCCGACAAGCUGCUCGAGUUCAGGCAGACCCUGCUUCGCUGGAGCGCAUCCAAAGCAAAGUGAGAUGACAUGACACGACUGUUUUCGCCAUGGUGAUGCUGAAUCUAAGUAUGCUGUACGUGUGUUUGUAUAAUAACAAGGAGAAAUGCUGCUGCACGAUUGAGUUUCCUUGAUCGAUUCCUCAGCAUAGUUUCUUUUUUUUUUAUCUAGCUAUAUAUUUAAUAUAUAGCGCCAUGUUCUUCAUAAUAAAAGGGCUAUUUUAAGCUGUAAAUUGCAUACAUUUGUAUUUACAUAAUAAAAAAAUGAAUCUUACGUUGUGUUGUUUUUC